This is a messenger RNA of Drepanopeziza brunnea f. sp. 'multigermtubi' MB_m1, 1548 nucleotides long. RefSeq lists its product as uncharacterized. Lineage: Eukaryota; Fungi; Ascomycota; Leotiomycetes; Helotiales; Drepanopezizaceae. The record is from RefSeq and is a predicted model, not a curated record. Gene Ontology annotation, molecular function: acetylglucosaminyltransferase activity.
AUGUUACCACGAACUCCUCUGCAGCGCUGGCUUGCCGCCGCCGCGGGCCUCUUCGUCGUGUUCUGGUUCUGGCCCAAUUUUGCCGAUUUCGCAUCCCUCUCCGACUCCUCCUUCGGCAGCUCAUUCACGACCUCGGGCAGCCACGGCGGCGCCGACGACCUCUCCUUCGUCAAGCAGGCGUUGAAGGACCACAAGAUCGGCCCCGACAUUGAAUAUGCCUCGCGCACCAUCCGCUACGUGCCCGACCAGACCGAGCGCAAAUCCAUCACGGAGAUCGACGACAACCUCUUCCCCGACUCCUUCUCCAACAUCACUAUCAGCAAAAUGGCGUCCCUGCCCGCCGGCCGAGUGGUCAAUGUGCACAUCAAGCAGUCGCCGCGCCCCGACCAGAUCGAUGCCUCCGAGAUGCUGUUUGCUGCCUCGACUACCUAUGCCCGGUUCAAGGAUCAGAAGACCUCCCCACUCAAGGAGUGGAAGCGCUGGCUCACCGACGGCAACGGCCAUUCGAAUGGGGCAGGCGUGAUCCUGGCCUUGUUUGAGACUUCGGACGGGGACCUGGUCGCCGCGGCGGAGACGCUCGAGUCGGCGGGCAUCAAUGCCACUGUGGUGCACUCGAAUCCCGACCUCAACAUGGCCGGGAGAUACGUCGACCUAGUCCACAAGCUGUACAAUCAUCCGACCCGGCCGCAUCGAAAGUACCUGGUCCUCAUGGACGACGACACGUUCUUCCCGCGUAUGCACGACUUUCAGGAGCACCUGUCCCAGUAUAAUCCCGAAAACCCCUUCUACAUCGGUACCUUCACAGAGCGCGCCGACUGGUUCCUGAGAAAUAGAGCCCCAUUCGCAUACGGCGGGGGUGGCAUCAUCCUGACUGCGCCAACUGCCGAGAAGGUCGUAUCCCUACCAUGCCUGGAUAAGGAGGAGGGCAAGAUGGGAGGGUUUGUAUGGGACUCCGACCAGGGAGACAGACUACUCUACAACUGCUUGUCCAACUUGACGGACAUCUCGCUCACUUAUAUGCCCACACUUCACCAGGCCGACCAGUUCGGCGAUCCAUCCGGUGUCUACGAAUCCGGCCACACCAUGCAUUCCAUCCACCACUUCAAGUCCUGGCAUCGCUUCAUCCCGGACCAGAUGCACGUGGUAUCCGACGCCUGUGGGGAAGCUUGUGUGCUGCAAAGAUUCCAAUUCAAGGAUAACUACAUUGUCACCAACGGUUACUCGGUUGCGCAUUAUCCUCAGGGGAUCGAUUUUGAUCCUUUGCAGAUGGAGCAUACCUUCAGCGCGGGCGGUCACGGUGAGAAAGAGCCGGACCUGGAAGACGUUACGUUCAACAUGUUCUACGGCUCGUUGCGCAAGAAUUUGGCGCACACAGGCAAGAAGAAGGGGUGGCAACUACUUGCAGCCCGCAAAGAAGGCGACGGGCGAGUGAAGCAGGUAUAUUUCAAGAGCUGGGGCGACGACCGAUGGAUUGGGCCCGGUGAGAAGAUUCCGGCGAAGGAGGAUGGUCCCCGAGAUAGCAUCGCGGUUUUGACUUGGAUACCUUAA